Molecule: messenger RNA, 556 nt
Organism: Pongo pygmaeus (Bornean orangutan)
Lineage: Eukaryota; Metazoa; Chordata; Mammalia; Primates; Hominidae
Gene: ATP6V1G3
Product: ATPase H+ transporting V1 subunit G3
Exons: 3
Coding region: 31-387 (118 amino acids)
Biological process (GO): synaptic vesicle lumen acidification
Cellular component (GO): vacuolar proton-transporting V-type ATPase, V1 domain; synaptic vesicle membrane; vacuolar proton-transporting V-type ATPase complex
Molecular function (GO): ATP hydrolysis activity; proton-transporting ATPase activity, rotational mechanism
Source: RefSeq, a predicted model, not a curated record
ACAGAAGCCACUUGCUUGGAGCAGACUACCAUGACGAGCCAGUCUCAGGGGAUCCACCAGCUUCUUCAGGCAGAAAAACGGGCCAAGGACAAGCUAGAGGAAGCCAAGAAGAGAAAAGGAAAGCGAUUGAAGCAAGCCAAGGAGGAAGCAAUGGUAGAAAUUGACCAGUACAGAAUGCAGAGAGAUAAACAGUUUCGACUAAAACAAUCUAAGAUAAUGGGUUCUCAGAGUAAUCUCUCAGAUGAAAUAGAAGAACAAACACUAGAGAAGAUACAAGAACUUAAUGGACACUACAAUAAGUAUAUGGAAAGUGUGAUGAACCAGCUCUUGAGCAUGGUCUGUGACAUGAAACCAGAAAUCCAUGUGAACUACAGAGCCACCAACUAAAUGUACAUCAUAGUUUUCAAGAAAAAAAAAGGUGUGUGAGUGCCACCUGGUUGCUUAUGGCUUCAUGUUUUUAUGUUAAGAUAUUUGAAAUGCGAACCUUAAAUUUACAUUUACAGGAAAUGUGACAUAACUCAUACAUCAGCACUGAAUUAAACAAAACAAAAUACAA